AUGUUUCAUGGGAAUCCAGAGCUGCCAGAACAAGUGAAACAGCAAUACGAAGGUCAAUGCCUCUUGUACAGAACUCUUUCUGCUCCUGCUUUAGAAGUCGUCCAUAUACACAUUGGGUCUACCUCCCAUUCCAAGGAGAUGAGGAGAGUGGUGACUAAGUUCUACCAGCACAUCUUGGCCUUGGUACUUGCUGUCCAUGAGAUCAAUGAGAAUCCUGAGAUCUUGCUCAAUAUCACACUUGGUUUCCACAUCUACGACAGCUAUUCUGAUUCAAGAAUGACCUACCAUAACACUCUCGAUCUGGUCUGCAAAUCAAAGAUAUUUGUUCCCAACUACAAAUGUGACAACCAGAAAAAUCUAAUAGGAGUCAUUGGAGGACUUGAUUUUGAUAUGACUUUACACAUGAAAGAUCUCUUAAGUCUUUAUAAGAUUCCACAGCUUUCCUAUGGAUCAUUUGAUCUAAAAGGGAGUGAUCAAACUGAUUUCUCUCCAUUUUACCGCAUGGCCCCAAAUGAAGGUAUUCAAUACCUGGGAAUCAUUCAGUUACUACUUCACUUUGGAUGGAAAUGGGUAGGACUCAUUACAAUGGACAGUGAAAGUGGAGAACGCUUCUCACAGAUCUUUGAGACAAUGCUGACCCAGAAUGGAAUCUGUUCCGCAUUCAUAGAAAUUGUUCCAAAAAGUGUCCGUUUCCUUCAGCCAGAUGAAAUUGCUGCUCUCUAUCUGAAUAAUAUCCCUGCUUUCCUGAAAAGCAAUGCCAGCAUAGUUGUCAUUUAUGGAGAAAACAGAUCUAUUGCGCGACUGACAACCAUUCUCCUUGUAAGAAUGUUUACUUCUCAAACUGCUGCUGAAUAUGAGGAUAAUAGAUCUGCAUGCAAAGUUUGGAUUAUGACCGCUCAAACUGAUAUCGCGUUACUUGCCUUUCAGAGGGCAUUUGAUAUGCUGACAUUCCACAGUGCUAUCUCCUUCACAAUUCAUUCAAAGCACAUUGCAGGUUUCCAAGAAUUUCUUCAAGCAAUCCACCCAUUCAGGACAAAUACAGAUGGCUUUAUCAAGGAUUUCUGGGAGCAAGCAUUUGACUGCUCCAUUCUAAAUUCCAGUGUCCUUGAAGAUCACAGUGAAUCCUGUUCUGGAGAGGAGGGCCUGGAAAGUCUUCCUGCCCCCUUUUUUGAAAUGAACAUGACUGGGGAUAGCUACAGUGUAUAUAAUGCAGUAUAUGUUCUUGCGUAUGCCUUGCACCUCAUGUCCACAUCUAGAGCCAACCGCAGAGCAAUGGAAGUCAAAGGUGGAUGGGCCUCUCAUGUUGUGGAACCUUGGCAGCUUCACCCUUGGAUUCAGAGGUUAUCAUUCAACAACAGUGCAGGAGAUGAAAUCAAGUUUGAUGAACAUGGGGAAAUAGCAGCUGGAUUUGAUAUUACAAACUUCAUGAUUUUUCCGAAUAAAUCAUUCAUCCGGACCAAAGUGGGAAGACUUGACCCACAGGCUCCUCCUGGCAAAAUGUUUGUCAUUAAUGAGGACAGAAUCCAGUGGCAUGAAAAUUUUCUUCAGAUUCCUCCCUUCUCUCUCUGCAAUGGCAAGUGCCAACCUGGUUACAGCAAGAAAAAGAAGGAGGGGGAGAAAUUCUGUUGCUAUGAUUGUGUUGCAUGUCCAGAAGGGAAGAUCACGAACCAGACAGACAUGGAUGAUUGCAUCAGCUGCCCAGAAGAUCAAUAUCCAAACAGGGGCAAAGAUCACUGCAUUCUCAAAAUUAAAAACUUCCUUUCUUUUGAGGAACCCUUGGGCAUCACUUUAGCUUCUUUGGCUCUUUUCUUUUCUCUGGUCACAGCUCUGGUGUUUGCAGUUUUCGUUAAGCAACGGGAGACCCCCAUUGUCAAAGCCAACAACCGGAGCCUUACGUAUGUCCUCCUCGUGUCUCUGCUUCUUUGCUUCCUUUGCUCCUUCCUGUUCCUUGGGCAGCCCAGUAAGGUGACCUGCCUCCUUCAACAAAUAGCAUUCAGCAUAAUCUUCUCCAUUGCUGUUUCUUCUGUUUUGGCCAAAACUAUUGUGGUUGUUGUGGCCUUCAUGGCUUCCAAGCCAGGGAAUAUUUUUCAGAAAUGGGCAGGGAAACAAUUGGCACAUUCCAUUGUCAUUUCCUGUUCUCUUGCUCAAGUAGUCCUUUCUGCUCUUUGGUUGUCUGUUUCUCCCCCAUUCCCAGAUUUAGACAUGCACUCAGUGUUUAGAGAAGUAACUGUGAAAUGCAAUGAGGGUUCAGCCACCAUUUUCUAUUGCGUUUUGGGAUAUUUGGGCUUUCUGGCCAUUCUUAGCUUCACUGUGGCUUUUCUGGCAAGGAAGUUACCAGACAGUUUCAAUGAAGCCAAGUUCAUCACCUUCAGCAUGCUGGUCUUUUGCAGUGUGUGGGUGUCCUUUGUGCCAACCUAUUUAAGCACAAGAGGAAAAUACAUGGUAGCUGUGGAGGUCUUCUCUAUCUUGGUUUCCAGCGCUGGGUUGUUGAGCUGCAUCUUUUCACCAAAAUGCUACAUUAUUUUGCUGAGACCUGAGUUGAACAAUAGAGAGCAUUUAAUAAGGAGGCAAAAUUAG
Varanus komodoensis (Komodo dragon) is the source of this 2577-nucleotide messenger RNA. RefSeq names its product vomeronasal type-2 receptor 26-like. The record is from RefSeq and is a predicted model, not a curated record. Gene Ontology annotation, biological process: G protein-coupled receptor signaling pathway. Gene Ontology annotation, molecular function: G protein-coupled receptor activity. Bases 1 to 2577 code for a protein of 858 amino acids. Gene Ontology annotation, cellular component: membrane. NCBI's taxonomy places the organism in Eukaryota, Metazoa, Chordata, Lepidosauria, Squamata, Varanidae. The transcript is spliced from 6 exons.